Molecule: messenger RNA, 1254 nt
Organism: Pocillopora damicornis (cauliflower coral)
Lineage: Eukaryota; Metazoa; Cnidaria; Anthozoa; Scleractinia; Pocilloporidae
Source: RefSeq, a predicted model, not a curated record
AUGAUAUUUUUUCCAUUUUAUCUUCUGUUCAAUAUUCCGUUUUGCAAAGGAAAAACGAGCGAAUCGCUCGAAGCAAAUUUUACUUGCAAAGGAGAGCUGACUGUGUUCACCUUCGGUGAUUAUAGGACUCGUACUCAAAACAGCACAUGGGAAAACAAUGUAGUAAAUGUCACUGUUAAAUCAAAAACAAGCCACUUGGCCGUGAGAUGUCGAAAUUAUAACCAGAAACCGUGGCUUAUAGGAAGUGUAAGCAACGGCCUAGUUACCGACACACGAUGGAAAUGUAUUGGUCUGAAAAGAGGCGAGUCGGCUCAGAUCCUAUUUUGGCGCAAGACAGCGGAUGUCAGCCAUUGGCCUCAGGCCUUUGCAAUCCAUACAAAACGAGAAGAUAGUCUCUGGGGAAAGAUCCCAGGUAUCAGUGAGGACGCAUUAUGGAUUUCUACAGUAGAGGAAGAUCAUGUGAGGCUUUUUUGCCGGCGAAAAUUAUCUGAUUUGGCUCCAGUAAUGACAGAGGUGUUGUCUGAGGGGAUCUUUCAGGCUACUAUUAAUGAUGUAGGUCACUCAUUACGUAACCACACUCAGAGUCAGCAUCAGGUUAGCGACGUUAGGGAAUGUUUCGAGAAGUGCCUUGCUGAUCCCCAGUGCCUGUCGUUUAACUUACAGCAUGAUUCAGCACUACCCACAAGGAGUUGCGAGUUGAAUGGAGUAACAAAAGGACAAGAUCCACGGAAUUACGUCAGAAGGCCUGGUUACACAUACUAUGACAGAGUUUGAAGAUCACUGCUCGAAUCACAGGCAUACCACACUAUGUUGAUAAUUGUUCACAUGGGACGACAAAAUCUGUGAAGGUUAUGAAUAAAGCUCUGAAAAUUGCAUAUCUAAAUUAUAUCUCGAUCUGAAUAUCUCAAUAAAGCUAAAUAAUUAUAUGAAAUUACUUUUGGCUGGUGGCCGUCAAGAGAAUUAUUGACCACGAACACAUAGUGUGGUCUGCCUGUGCUCAAAUUAGUCACUGUUUGCUUUCACAUCAUAGCUGUGGCAGCUGAUAGAACAAUUUUAAAUGCAUAAGGCAAUAGUGCUACUUGGGAAUAGUUAUCCUACAUGUGUUUACUUCGUGUUUUAAAUAUCUGGUUGGGCGACAUUUCUAGGUGCGACUCUAACUUUUGCAAUUGAAGAACACUUUUCCAAUCAACGUAAACAUCAGAGGCACCGCAGUGCUUGGGUGGGGUAGGCAGAUUUUGGAGGAAGAGCUGAACU